Messenger RNA from Thalassophryne amazonica, 3900 nucleotides. RefSeq names its product MLX interacting protein (gene mlxip). Gene Ontology annotation, molecular function: protein dimerization activity; RNA polymerase II cis-regulatory region sequence-specific DNA binding; DNA-binding transcription factor activity, RNA polymerase II-specific. The transcript has 17 exons. The record is from RefSeq and is a predicted model, not a curated record. Lineage: Eukaryota; Metazoa; Chordata; Actinopteri; Batrachoidiformes; Batrachoididae. Gene Ontology annotation, biological process: regulation of transcription by RNA polymerase II. Gene Ontology annotation, cellular component: nucleus. Bases 226 to 2784 code for a protein of 852 amino acids.
GUUUUGUUUGUGCCGUCUGCUGGUCGUUCUACAGACUUAACUACGUCAACUGGGUCAACUCGUGUUAUAAAUUCCUAACGGCGCACUGUAAAAUGAGUAUUCUGAAUAAUUUGAGUCGGCCAUGCGAAGAUGGAAAACUUUAGCCGCCCUUUUCGAGCCUCAUGGACUGGAGUCUUGUCCUAGCUUCUCGGCUAACGUUAGCUAUUUGUGUGGCUACUUAACGACAUGGCUACCAGAGACUUACAUUUUCGGUCGAAGUACCGUCGCCCCCCGAUGAGUGGAGAGCAGGACGAUGACUCGGACGCCGAGGAAUCUCAGCUGGGAUUGAAGAGGACGGACAGUCUGGAGUCUCAGAUCAUCCACAGUGGGCACUUCAUGGUGUCGUCGCCGCACAUUGAACACCCCCCCAAGAAAGGCUAUGACUUCGACACCGUCAACAAACAGACCUGUCAGACGUACCAUUUUGGCAAGGCGAGCACGUCUCAUUUCUCCAUAGACGCCUCGCUCACUAAACUCUUCGAGUGCAUGACCCUUGCCUACAGUGGUGAGUUGGUAUCUCCCAAAUGGAAGAACUUCAAAGGUCUAAAGCUGCUUUGGAGAGACAAAAUCCGCCUGAACAACGCCAUUUGGAGAGCAUGGUAUAUGCAGUAUGUGGAAAAGCGGGAGAAUCCUGUUUGUCACUUUGUCACGCCCCUCAGUGGAAGUAUUCACUUGGAAGUUCAUCGUCCUACAGAGGCCAUUCCCACAGACGUGAGAUGCUGGAAACGAAGAAUUGAAAUUGUGAUAAAAGAAUAUCACAAAUGGAGAACAUAUUUCAAGAAAAGAUUACAGAAACACAAGGAUGAUGACCUUUCAAGCUUGUUGAAGGGGCCAGAGGAGCAGUUAUCGCUGUUUGGGGAAGUCUCUCCAGACAUGCUCCGUCUCUCAUUUCUUCAGGAUGAAGAUAUUGGUGUACGCCGUGUCCCUCAUAAGAAUACUGAAACCCCAGCCCCUAUGGAGAUGGACAUGCUCUUUGACAUGGAUGUUCUGAUGUCCGAGUUUACAGACACAUUGUUCUCUACAUUGACCUCGCACCUCUCCAUAGCCUUACCCAAUCCAAGGGAGAUUGCUCAUGCAAGGAAUGCAGACAUGAUUCAACCAGGACUGAUUCCUUUGCAACCCAACCUAGAUUUCAUGGACUCCUUUGACCCUCUUCAAGACUUAUUUCACAGCCUUCGUCAGCCCGUCUUCCCCUCUGUUUCCCCUACUGCAUCAUCUGUUACCCCUCUACCCAGCAGCAGCUCUCAGUCACAGGUUCAGUUAAUUCCUUCCUUGCAGCUUGCAGCUGACCAAAUCUCUCCACCUGAUUCCUUGUCUGUCCCCUCCCCCAUGGCCAGCCAGACCAGUGAGACAGGUGAUCCUGGUGAUGUUACCUUUGUGGAGAACUACAUGCCUCUGUUUGCUGGGCAGAUGGCACCCACUGCUCAGGAAGGAAUUUCUUCUCAGCCCUUAGCUCAUGAUUCUGUGGCACAGUGCCUUCCAGGGCAGGAUUUGGUAUCGGCCGCCCCCCUGAUUCAUAGACCCUUGGACAGUGCCUCAGCUCUGGGUGAGAGGGCAGUACCACCUGUGGUCACACACACAGCCUUGUCUAUUGUUACAUCCAGCAAAGCUGCCACCACCUUCAGCCACAGCUCAGAUUAUUGCUGUAUGUCAGCGCAACCUCCACACACCCACCUCCCACCCUUGGCCCCACUGAACGCCAGCUCCAUCCAGAACCCACAGACUUUUGCCCUGCCUCGCCCCAUUCAGUCAUCCAGUGCCAACAAAACCCGCCCUGUGCAAAGAAUUGUGCCUGCUACUACCCUCCCUCCUCCUCACCUCAUCCUCACAGGCCUUUUCCCCAGCCGUGCCAAUGCUGUGAUUGUUGCACCAACACCUUUAAAUGCAGAUGUGGUCCCUACUACAGGAGUGGUCCUCGCUCCUUCUUGUCUUGGAGGGAAGGCACUUCAUCCAAUUGUCCCAAAAGAACAGACUUAUUCUUCUAGCUGCAAAAACGUGGAGCCCUCAACUAGUGCCGGCCACGGUCACCCUGUAUCAGGUCAAGGGUCAUUGUGUGGGUUGGAACAGGUUCCCAGUCCCCAGUCACCUAUCAGCAGUAGUAGUGGAAGCACUCCCCCGGUAAAAAAUGAGCCACAUCAGUGCCGGAGGGUGAGCCACAUAUCCGCAGAGCAGAAGAGGCGAUUCAACAUAAACAUUGGAUUUAAAACACUUGGCAACCUGGUUCCCACUCUCAAAUCCCAGUCAAAUAUCACUAAUGCAGUGACGUUGCAGAGGACAGUGGAGCACAUUGGAAAGCUCCAGCAGGAGAGGCAGCAGCUACAGGAAGAAGCCAAGAGACUGCGAGAAGAAAUAGAGGAGCUCAAUGCUUCCAUAAACUUGUGCCAUGAGCAGCUUCCUGCCACAGGAGUACCGAUUACUCGACAUUGUGUUGACCACAUGCAGGAGAAGUUUGACGCAUAUGUGAAGAACCGAACACUUCAGAAUUGGAAGUUCUGGAUUUUCAGCAUUAUUAUCAAGCCUCUGUUUGAGUCAUUCAAUGGAAUGGUGUCAACUGUAAGCAAUGAAGAGCUGUGUCAAACCACACUGCAGUGGUUGGUUCAUCACUGUUCCCUUCCAGUCCUCAGACCCAUGGUGCUGAAUACCCUUUGCCAGCUGAGCACAACUACAUCGAUUCUUAGUGAUCCCUCCUUGCUGCCUGAAGAAGCCAUCCGCGCCAUCUCAAAUAAUUCCAAUGGAGAUGUGUAGCUUCACUGUCAGGGAUGGAAAGUGUUCCGAAAUCCGUCCUAUCAUAAUGAACUAAAAGCAGUGACACAUGAUGUAUCACUACUUGCACAAAAGCCACUGAGCAAGGUCACUCCUUACGUCUUCCUCAUGGUCUUCCUCACAUCAAAGAAUUUACUGAAAAUUCAUUAAUUAACUGUAGUGUAGCUGUGGCUAAUGCUGCAUUUGACAAGGUGGAAUGCUGAAUGCCAGACAUACCACAAAAACCCAAAGAAAAUGCCUGCUGAAGUCAAAAUUCCAGCUCCAAAAGCUUGAUGUUGGUUUUGAACCCUAAAUUGAAUGAGACAUCAUUUCACUGGGAAAUUUCACAACAUUAGCAGUAAUAAAGUAAAAUUUUGUUGUUGGUAAAAAAUAAAUUUGUCCCACGUGAAAUAUAUCUACACAGUUAUUAGGCAAAUUAAUAAUGCCAUCAAAAUAUGUUGGGCUGUUCUCAAGAAGUUCCUUAGAUUAUAAUUAUCAUGUUAUGAUUAAUGGUAGCUUAGCUAGUUAGCUAACUUGGCUAGCUAGUUAAGUAAUCUACAUUGCAAGUGUUUUAAUGUUCAUGCAGAUUUUAAGAUGCAGUUAAAGUUGACAGGUGUCAAUAUUUUAAAAAGUGAUGACAAAAAGUCUUUAGUAAUCCAGCUCAGGAAGCUGCAGAUCUUGCACUUCCCAGUUCUGACUUCCUCAGUAAGGUGAGUACAGAAUUACUGUGACUUUGUAUGACCGCUCAGACAAUUGUUUCUUGGAACAGUGUGCACACACAGCCCUGCCUUGAAUGUUACUUUGAUAAUCGUACAAUAAUGGCUUUUACCAGUUUCUGUUUGCAAUGACAGCAACCUUGCUGCUUUUUGUUGUUCUACAUAAUUAAUUUGAGGUGAUGAUUUUCUCUUGUAAUAACAUGUAAACAAGAAUAACAUAUACUGCAGACACAUGAGGACUAAAAGAAAAAUACUGAGUGAUGGUUAACCUCAUGUUUUAGGGCAAUACCAUGAAACUCAAGUCCAUUACUGCUUUCAGUGGUCCUGCAGUGAUAUAGCCAUCCCAGAGAAACAUGGUUUGUCUGUUAUUUCUUCACCCUGUUGAGAAUACGUGUUUGGGACA